GGCUUGCUAAUAUCUCUGUUUUUUAUCACAAGUAAGACUUUAUUUCUUAUUCUUCCAUGACUUGGUGUUACGAGUGAGCAUCCGCAGUCACUUCUUCGAGUGUUUUAUUUUGGAAUUACACCCCUUGCGCUUGAUAACCAACUUGGCCGCUUCAUCAUAUUAUUGAUUCUGUCGUCUUCUUUUGCUAAUAUCUAAACGAGAAACUAAACCAGCGAAAACGAAACCAAGAUGCCGAAAAAAAGCAAAAAGGCUGAACGUCACACUACGCAACAAGCGGGGCUGUCCUACAACCUGGUCCCCUUUGGCGGACCUGGCGGGGAGAAGGUCGAUGGCGCGGCUCGCAAUGCCUCCGAGUUGGAGAAACGGAAGAAGGCCAAAGUAGGAAAGAAAAAGAGCUCGAACCCCGGCGAGAGCGAUGGAAAAAAAGAGGAGCGCGCCCGCGCCGAAGCCCCAGCCCGCGAAAGUAAACUCGGAAAAAAUUUACCACAAAUCGCAGCCGGGAACGAGAUCAAGGGCGAGUCAGCAGCAGCAUCUUUGCACUGCAGCAAAAAAAACACGAAGAAAGAGAACAUGAACACGAAACAGGAAGUGGAGAUGCCGAUAAAACCAGAUGAAAACAUGCAGGAGGAGCCAGGAGAUUUGAUAUCCGCGAAAGGUGUAGUUGUGCGGACAACCCCUGCUGGUGACGAAAAAAAAGAAAAGAAAAAGAGGAAGAGCUUGAC
Messenger RNA from Amoebophrya sp. A120, 722 nucleotides. NCBI's taxonomy places the organism in Eukaryota, Dinophyceae, Syndiniales, Amoebophryaceae. The record is from the annotation of a GenBank genome assembly.